This is a messenger RNA of Nicotiana tabacum (common tobacco), 3136 nucleotides long. RefSeq names its product putative late blight resistance protein homolog R1C-3. Gene Ontology annotation, molecular function: ADP binding. The record is from RefSeq and is a predicted model, not a curated record. Gene Ontology annotation, biological process: defense response to other organism. Lineage: Eukaryota; Viridiplantae; Streptophyta; Magnoliopsida; Solanales; Solanaceae.
UGGAAGCAACAUUGUUCUUUUUUUAAAUUAAACAUAAAAUUUUGCAAGUGGAAAGCCAUUUCUCGGUGGCUAUUUCAAGUUAAUUUAGUUUUCUUUGUAUAUCAGUAUUAGUUGACCAAAGGGAAAGAUCUGUGAGAACUUUGAAGUUCUUUGUAUAGUUUGCCUCUUCAGGACUUGAAAAACUGAAACAAAAUUCUGGUAUCAGGAUCCUAAGUGGAGCAACUAAUUAAGCAACUAAUCUCUUGUUGCCACUCUCAGUAACGGAAGAUGAUUUCCCGGCGAAGGUCGCAGUUUUACGGUGACAGAGUUAUAACUCAAGGCAGUUAGAUUAUAGUUACCACAAUUGUGUGAAAGACACUAAUUAGCGGUAGUUUUCAACUAUUGAGAUGGAGAUUGUUGAGACAUGUGGAAAAGGGACUCUUUCUUCUGCAGAGCCUUCCACCAAACGUAGUUUUCCAUCAACUGAUGAUGAAGUUGUGGGCUUUGUGAAAGAUGCAGAAAGUAUAAUGAAGAAAUUAACCGGUGGAGCAAAGGAGCUAGACGUUAUCUCAAUCUUUGGAAUGCCAGGUCUUGGAAAAACAACUUUGGCCAGGAAAGUGUACGACAAUCCUUCUAUAGUUAAUUACUUUGAUGUUAAAGCUUGGUGUUCUGUUUCGCAAGCGCAUAAUAGGAGGACAUUGUUGAUUGAGAUUUUCAAGCAAGCAACACGUGAUAAGAGCGAAAUCGAUGAGGCUGUUGACAUAGCUGACAAGUUGCAGAAGACUCUUAAAGGCAGGAGAUAUCUCAUAGUAUUAGAUGAUAUAUGGGAAGUCGAGACAUGGGAAGAUCUGGGAUUGUGUUUCCCUAAAGGUGAAGAUGGAAGCAGAGUAAUUGUAACAACUCGAAUUGAAGAAGUGGCUAAGCAUCUUCAGCACUGCAGUGAUCCUUAUUCUCUUAGAUUUCUGACAUCGAAAGAGAGUUGGGAAUUAUUGCAGAAGAAAGUAUUUCGAGGAGAGAGUUGUCCACCCGAUCUACUGGAAGCAGGGUUACAUGUUGCGGAACAUUGUAAGGGGUUGCCUCUUGUGAUUGUACUGAUUGCUGGAAUUAUUGUGAAAAUGGAAAGGAAGGCGUCCUUGUGGCUGGAGGUUGCUAAUGACUUAAGUUCCCUUGCUUUAGGAGAGCAGGGUAUGAAGGUAAUACAAUCGAGUUACGACCAGUUAGAAGACCAAUUAAAGCCUUGUCUUCUGUACAUGGCAUUGUAUCCAGAAGACUAUAAGAUUCCAGUGUCUGAUUUACUUAAGUUGUGGAUGGCUGAAGAGUUCGUAGAGAAUAUUGACUCAGAGAAUAUGGAGGAAACAUCUAGAAUUUUGUUGAAUGAUCUACUUAAGAGAAGCCUAGUGAUGGUCUCUGGCCGACAGGAAAUUAAUGGUGCCAUAGAAUACUGCUCACUUCAUGAUUUAGUGCGUGAGUUUUGUUUGAGAAGACUUACAGAAGAAAAGUACUUUAUGCAGCUGACAGUGCCAUACAGUUCAAAUCAACAAUUGUAUUCCAAAGAAUCACGGUUAUGCAUUUAUAUUCAUGAUGAACUUGUUAAACAAUUAGAUCAUUAUGAAUAUCGAUUGGAUAAGAUUCCAAUGUUCGAGUCCAAGCAGUUAGAUUGUUAUGAAUAUCAUUUGGACAACAUUCCAAUGGUCAAGUCCAAGGAAACAAAGCGCUCUGGUCAAUGUCCAAAGGUUUUUCAGUUCAUUGCUCAUCCAAAAUCCAACAUAUGGAACCGAUCAGAUUCUUUGCAUUCACCUGUUAAACUAAGAUUUGUUCAGGCAUUGCAUUUGAAUGAAAGGGAAUUACCAAGUUCCUGGAUUACGGCAGUACAAUCACUAUCUCACUUGAGGUACCUUGCAAUUUGUGUCGAAAAAUUUGAUUUCAAGUGGGUAUCACAUCUACUCUAGCUCCAAACUCUAGUGGUAGAUUAUUCAAGAUAUCCAUUCAGGACAUCGACUGCUGCAUUCUGGAAAAUGACAAAGCUAAGGCAUGUGAAUAUAAACGCAUUUAUCUUUACGGGCGAAUGGGAUACUAAAACUGGUCGACCAAUUUUAGAAGAACCUUCAGAAAGUACGCUAGAGAACUUGAAGACAUUGCGCAGUUGUCGUGUUGCUGUGAGCGAUGCGGCUCGGAAGGUCUGGUGGAGGUGUCCGAAUCUUGAAGAACUGAGUCUCGAAAUUAUAAGUGUACCUAGUUGUUCUUUGUUUCCCAUACCAGAACUUCAUACUCGGCUUCAAUCUCUUAAACUAGAUGCCUUAUGCUCAUAUGAAGAUGAAUAUACAGUUGAAUGGUCCAGCUACAUUGUCUUCCCUUCAAAUCUUAGGGAGUUGUGCAUUCGGAACAUUUUUCUAACGGAAGAAAUAGUUUCAAAUAUUGCAAGACUGCAGAAGCUUGAGAGUCUCGAAGUAUAUAGAGGAUAUCUUGUGGGGAAUGAUCAGUGUUUAGACGUCAGAUAUGUCGAGUUCCCUGCACUCAAAUUCUUCACAUUAUUUGUGCUCUUUAUGGAAGAAUGGAAAGCUUCAGAGGAAUCAUUUCCCAUGCUUGAGAAGCUAGUUAUACAAUAUUGUGAUGACCUCGACGAGAUCCCUCCUAGCUUUGCCGAUAUUCCAACACUCCAACUUAUUGAAGUGGAUAACUGCAUGGACUCUGUUGGGGAUUCAGCUAUGGAUAUUAAAAGAGAAAUAGAAGAAAACACAGGCUGUGACACUCUCCAAGUUCUUAUAUCAUAGGACUAGUAAAGCUGGUAAGUGUUGCUCCAUCAGAUAUGGGAAACAAUUUUUAGUAGCUCUCUCAAUCGUUUGUCAUUUAAUUUGUAGGUGUAGCUUUUUUGCAAUAAUGGACUUCAUUUUCCUAACAGACUCCGACACAUCCAUCCUCGGGUCUGCGACCUUCUCAACAGAGGAAACAAAGUAGCUCAACCGUUGUUAUUUUUUGUUCUGCGCCAUAUCUGAGCAUUUGUUAAUGUGAUGAAAGGAAUUCUUCUGAUUUCUGGAUGGCUUCUUGCUGAACUAAUUACUUCCAGCUCAGAAUGCAAUUAAGCCAACUAUGAACUAAUGUAUGUAUGUAUGUUGCUUCAAUCUUAUAAUGCUGUUAUAAGCAGAGUCAUCACUCGUCA